Molecule: messenger RNA, 6906 nt
Organism: Xenopus laevis (African clawed frog)
Lineage: Eukaryota; Metazoa; Chordata; Amphibia; Anura; Pipidae
Gene: emilin1.L
Product: elastin microfibril interfacer 1 L homeolog
Exons: 8
Coding region: 1207-4503 (1098 amino acids)
Biological process (GO): signal transduction
Cellular component (GO): extracellular region
Molecular function (GO): extracellular matrix constituent conferring elasticity
Source: RefSeq, a predicted model, not a curated record
UACUGUCUCUUUGGUGAGCUGGAGAGAGGUUGGGGUGGGCUCCAGCUGGAGGUCACUCUGUGGAGGGGGGUGACAUCAGUUAGUGAGAGGGGCACAGGGGAGAGUUGUAGGGUACCGACACCCCACCAACAAAACUUCCCAUCAAACAUAUUCUGAGACUGCAAAGCACAAGGAAGAGCUGCAACUGGAUCAGCAGAGAUCAACUGGGUCCAGCUUUGAUGGUGUCUCCUCAGCCGCCCUUCUUGUUCAUGUUAGAUGUGACCAAAGCUGGCGACACUUUCACAACUGCCUCCAUCUCAUUGGUUAGUCCAGAGUGAGAACACAUUCACGGGUCACAUCUGUUAUUGAGCCCAACUGAUCCAGCUGGGAGCUUCACGGGCACUAACACUGAGUUCUAACUCACAGGCACUGGGACCUGGAGAGACAACAUCUCUGAGGUUUGGUGAAACAACAUCUCUGAGGUUUGGAGAGACAGCAGCACUGAAAUUUGGAGAGACAAUAUCUCUGAGGUUUGGAGAGACAGCAGCUCCGAAGUUUGGAGAGACAACAGCUCCGAGGUUUGGUGAAACAAAAUCUUUGAGGUUUGGAGAGACAGCAGCACUGGGACCUGGAGAGACAACAUCUCUGAGGUUACAGAGACAGCAACAACGAACUUGGGGACAUCACUAUCACCAAUGUGGAGGAGGUGCGAGAAGGGUGAGCACUAAAUGAGCCCUAUCUGAUCUAAAGGUGAGUAGGGACUGCAGAAUAGAAGAGUUAAAGAGUCUGUACUCUGGAGGCAUGUGAUUGGUGGAACUAAGUCUAUAUAGAAGUCCUGUGGAUCUGUUUGAAGUCAGGAGGAGGAGGAGGCUGCAGCUGGAGACCUUCCUCUGAUCUAUAUGAGGAGAUACUGACCACUGGGGACCUCACACUUAUCUGUCUGAAGAUCUGUUGGGCACUGAAGACCUCAGGCUAUAGCAGAAUAUAGUGACCACUGGAGAUGUCCCACUGAUCCAUAUGAAGAUAAAGUGACCACUGGAGAAGUCCUUUGGGCUAUAUGAGGAUAUAGAGAGUGCUGAGGGCUAUAUGUGUAUAGUGACCACGAGGAAGGCCCAUUUUGGAUCAGAACCACUGAAGUCUCGCUGAGGAGAAACAGCUGGGUCUGUGCUGGGAACUGUAGGAUCUCUGUCUUUGUCUUUCAGGCAGUUGCUCUGCUGAUUCUCAGCCAUGAAAAUGAGCGUCAGGACUUUGUUUCUCCUCAUCAGCUGUUUAAUAUCUGUAAAUAUUUGGGGGGUUCACACCACAAACUUCCCCUCCCGCUAUAACCUUUAUACAGGGGGAGCUGCCCCUCAAACCCAAGUGAUGACGGCACAGGGGGUAACUCAGGCACAGAAUGGACUUCGGGCAGCCAGCAGGCACAGGAACUGGUGCGCAUAUGUGGUGACACGGACUGUCAGCUGUAUGGUGGAGGAUGGAGCCGAGGCCUACGUGAAGCCCGAAUAUCAACCCUGCACCUGGGGGCAGAUUCAGUGCCCACGUUCUAUCCUGUACCGCAGCUACAUGAGACCACGAUACAAAGUAGCUUACAAGACAGUAUCCGACAUGGAGUGGAAGUGCUGUCAUGGCUACUCUGGGGAUGACUGUAUGGAUGGGCCAACAGGAACCGCGCAAAUUACUACCUCCAAGCCAAGGCCCAAGCCUGUGAGGCCAAACCUGUCUGGGUCCAGUGGUGGGAACUCUCUGAGUGGCUCCAGAGGAGAAACUCCCGGGCAAGGGGACUCGGAAAAGGUAAAGCAGCUUGAAGACAAGGUCCAACAGUUAAGCAAGGAGCUGCAGAGCUUGCAAUCCACCAUGCAAGGGCUCCAUGAGAAGUACCAGUCAGAGAUCAGACUGACUGUUGAGACUGCCCUGAAUGGGAAGCAACUGUCAGAUUCAGUACCAGGGCAGCCUGGCAUGAAGGAGACCCUUAAUGAUAUACAGAGGCAACUGACUGUGCUCGACAACAGAAUCACCUCUCAGGAGCUAGACAAUCUGAAUAAUAAAAAUGAUAAACAUUCAGGUGUUACAGACAACACAAUGACCCAGAAGCUUACAGACCUAAGGGUAGACAUCCUGAAGGAAGUGGAAAGAAGGAUGCAACAGUCCUGCUCCGCUUGCCUAUCAGGGGUGGAAGGGUUCCGGAAUCAGCAGAAUGAGGACAGGGAUCGUAUAAAAGGGUUGGAGAAACUCAUCAACUCUAUAGAUCAAAAUAACAGGGAGGCCAUCCAGAAGAUGCAAGUGCAUGUGGUGGAGGUUUCCAAUCGCCUGCCCAAGGACUGCUGUGCUGACGUUGCUGAUCUCCACAGAAAAGUAGAAGACAUGGAAACAAAGGCCGAGACACUCUCUGGUUCAGUCAUUGAACUAACUGUGCGCAUGGACAACCAGCUGGGUGGAGGUGACAAUGUAGGAAACUCUAUAAAGGGUCAAAACCUGCACAACCACCUAGAAUACAUAGAGGGUAGAAUGAACACCACUCAAAGAAGCCUAGAGGACCAAUAUGUUCAUUACAAGAAUGAUUUACAAAAUUACUUGCAGGAAGAAAUUCAGAAACUGAGGGUUGAUUUGGAAGACCGCAUUACUAACAAUGAGGAGAAAAUAAAUAUUCUUCUGUCUGAACUGGUGAACAACUCAGCAGACUCAGUAGGUCAGACUAUGACCAACUUAGCGCUGGAUAUAGAGUCCCUCAAGAACAUGCAGGGGAGGAACGAAGGGGUCCUUGAUGAUGUUGUUCAGGACAUAGAAAAGCUAAAGAAACAGGUAACAAACACAGCCAAGAGUUGUGCCGAUCAGUGCCGCAGUGGAAGUUCUGAGGUGAAGAACUCGGUCAAUGAAAUAGAGAAGAGAGUCAAGGCCAAUGAAGAUAAGAUUCGUAUAAUCACUUCAGAGAUCACAGACCUACGGCUGUCUGGAAACUCCCUACAAGACACCCUUACAGGCUUGGAGGAUGAGCUGACGAAUGUCAAGGCCUUGGUGGAUGCCAAUGCAGAGUCUCUGAUCAAAAUGUCUUCUGAUGUGAGUGAAACAUACGAUUCCGCAAGCAGAGACAUUUCCCACUAUCAGAACAAGACCAAUGGAAAGAUGGUGGAUCUGGAAAACAGCAUAAAGUCCCUUACUAGGAUGAUACAGUUUGAUUACAAGAGUUGUGGGCAGGUAUGCUCCAAUCUGCAGGAGGAAGUUGGAAAACUGAAGGAGCAGGUGGCCGAAUGUACAGGCGUUUGCCAUCUUAUUCAGAAGAAAACAGAGGAGGGCAAAGAACAGUCUGGCUCCAAUAAGCCUCUAGAUGGUUUUAGCGUGUUUGGUGGAAGCUCUAACGUUGAUCUCAAAUCAAUGCAAGGAGAGCUAUCUAAUAUUAUUGUUUCAUUUAGCUCCAUAAACGAUACCAUCAAAGACCUUCAGGAGACAGUUGGGAAGCACCAUACUGACAUCCAUGAGCUGGGAACCACCAAAGACAAAAUCAUCACAGAGAUCAAUAAGAUCCAAGAAGAGGUUACAGAGCACAUAGGGGAAAACACUGAGAAAUUUGAUAAUGUUCAAAAAGUGAUUGAAAAGUUUCAGACCACCGUGUUGGAAGAGACACAGGAUUGUAGACGUUCUGCCAGUGGCCUGGAAGAUAGAGUCUCCAAGCUGGAGAACAUCUGUGUGAAGCUUGAUACAGUGGCAGGGAGCUUGCACAAGAUAAAGGAAAACCUGAACAAACAUGUAUCUGGGCUGUGGAACUGUGUUCAGGAGGUCAAUAGCACCCUGCGCACUCACAGCUCUUGGUUUGAGAAACUCCACAACAGCCAACUGAAUGGAAUCCACAAGAGGAUCAGCACACUGAACAGCUCCAUGUUGGUUCUGUCCUCUGAGUUCCAGAACUUCACUUUCCAAGACUUCAUGGGACCCCCUGGACUUCCAGGACCUCCUGGUCCUCAGGGAAGACAAGGAGUUCCAGGUCGACAAGGACCUCCUGGACCCCUAGGAAAAGAUGGUGCCCAAGGCAAACAAGGUCCUGUGGGACCCCCAGGUCUACGAGGAGAACAAGGUCCAAUUGGGGAGUCGGCCAUUACCCCAAACAUUGCCUUCUCUGCUGCACUUACCUACCCACAGCUGGAUCCUGGAACCAUUGUCUUUGAUAAGGUCCUGGUGAAUGAUGGCAACGCUUAUGAUCCGUCCAUUGGUAUCUUCACAGCUCCGCUGAGCGGCCGUUACUUUAUUAGCGGCAUCCUGACCGGGUACCAGAAUGAGAAGCUGGAAGCGGUGCUGUCCAAGUCCAACCUUGGCAUUGCCCGUACAGAUUCGGCAGGGUAUGAGCCCGAGGGCCUGGAGAAACCCCUUGUGGAGACCAAGAUCACCCCAGGAUCAUUAGGAAUCUUUAAUAUCAUUUUGCAGCUGAACGCCGGAGACACUGUCUGCAUAGACUUGGUCAUGGGCAGAGUGGGGCAUUCGGAUGAGCCCCUGACUGUAUUCAGUGGCAUCUUACUCUACGACGGAGAAGAGAUUUAACAUGAGCAGUGCCCGUCUCGGCUGGAACCAUUGUCUCCAUUCCUAUAGGGGACGGCACAAGAAACCAUUGAUACCAUCAGUGACAGAACGGGGGUCCCAAAGAGAAAUGUUACCCUUUGCAAAUGGCUUUUUUAUCCCCAAUGUUUUUUAUUUAAAUUCUUUUUUUUAUAUUAAUGAGGACAAAGAAACCCCAAAUGUUCUAUGGGGGAGGGAAACACAGUUACACGGGCAUAGGAAGUGCCUACUCACUCUAUAUAUAUUGGCUUCCUAUGGCACAUUGGGUAGAUAAAUGGGGGAGGUUAGGGUGGGCAUCAGAAAUACAAUGUUUUGGGGUAACUUAUCAGUGUUGAGCGUUUGGCACAUGCAUUCACAGCCUGGCACACAUAUACAUCACUGCUGCUUCUCUUAAAAGCUUUGCCCAUUGGGCAUCCAAUGACUGAGGUGCCCGUGGCCCACACAAUGGGCAAUGAGAAGUGGGGCGCGACACCCAUUUGCUGUAUGGAAUUAUUUCUGACACUUUGAUCUACAGACAAGGAACCAUCCUUGCCUAUUGUAUCUGGCUAAUAUGAGGCCUGAAGUACUGGAUCAUGGGCUACUGGAUCAUGGAUCUGCAGACAGAACCCAAGUGGCCCAUGCAGGAUUCUAACACCGAGAGAUAAAAGAGGCACCUGGUGCAUAGGGACGAGUUUGGGAUUUGAUGGGUGCUCAUGUGGAGCCGGAGGAGAUACCAUCAUCCAGAAAGAAACCAAGUUCCCCACACCAGCCGCCCAUCAAAACCCACCAAUGACUUGUGAGAUUUAAGGGUAAACUAGUGCAAAAACCCAAAUUGCUUCACAAGAAUUUUUUAAAAGAACUAAAUUUUUCAGUGUCCGUUAAUAAAGGUCCAAAGUGUCAGACAGCAACAUGUAAAAUAAUUAGGGGAUUUCAUUGGCUAACCCACCAGGCUUGGCCAGAUUUCUGGGACUGCAUGAGAAAGGAGGCGUGGCCAGUAACCCUUCCUGUCAGUUAAUAAGUGGCCAACCAGAUUGUGACUAUGAAGCAACCAAUUGCAAUCUUACUCCAGUCACCGUAAAUAGUUGUCUGAGCUUCCCAGUUUGUUCUGCGCCCACCGGCUGCUCAUGUCCCUGUUCCAUGUGGGGGGUUACUAUUUAUGAGGUAAACUAUACUGUCACCAUCUUGUCCAACUAUCUCCAUCUUACCAUACGGUCUUCAUCUUGUCCUACUGUCUUAAUCUUCUCCAACUGUCUCCAUAUUGUCCUACUGUCUCCAUCUUGUCCUACUGUCGCCACCUUGUUCUACGGUAUUCAUCUUGUCCUAAUGUCUCUUUUUUGCCCUAUUGUCUUCAUCUUGUCCUACUGUCUCUGUCUUGUUCUACAGUCUUCAUCUUAUCCUACUGUCUCUAUCUUGUCCUACUAUCGCCAUCUUGUUCUGUGGUCUUCAUCUUGUCCUACUGUCUCUAUCUUGUCCUUUUGUCUCUGUCUUGUACUAUGGUCUUCAUCUUGUCCUGCUGACUCUGUCUUGCCCUACUGUCUUUAUCUUGUUCUUCUAUGGUCUUCAUCUUGUCCUACUGUCUCCACCUUGUUCUACGGUCUUCAUCUUGUCCUACAGUCUUCAUCUUGUCCUUCGGUCUCCGUCUUGUUCUACAGUCUUCAUCUUGUCCUAAUUUCUCUAUUGUGUCCUACUCUCUCCAGCUUGUUCUAUGGUCUUCAUCCUGUCCUACUGUCUCUAUCUUGUUUUUCUGUCUCCAUCUUGCCCUACUGUCUCUAUCUUGCCCUUCGUCUCCAUCUUGUCCUACUGUCUCCAUCUUGUUCUACAGUCAUCAUCUUCUUCUACAGUCUCCGUCUUGUACUGCUGUCUCCAUCUUGCCCUACUGUCUCCAUCUUGUCCUACUGUCUCCAUCUUGUUCUACGGUCCUCAUCUUCUUCUACAGUCUCCGUCUUGUACUGCUGUCUCCAUCUUGUCCUACUGUCUCCAUCUUGCCCUACUGUCUCCAUCUUGUCCUACUGUCUCCAUCUUGUCCUACUGUCUCCAUCUUGUUCUACGGUCCUCAUCUUCAUCUACAGUCUCCGUCUUGUCCUACUGUCUCCAUCUUGCCCUUCUAUAUCUUCUGAUCCAUAUCUUUAGACCCACAGCAGUUUUCCUCUCUAGUUAGUCUGUUAGUGAGAUACUAUAAAAUGGUGUAUCACUGAUAAGAGUUGUAGCCUCGGCUGUUCUGUGACUGUGGGUUUGGGUUGAGAAAGUUCACGGAACAAUACACAGGAUUUUAGUAAAACAGCCGCACUCCUUCCUGCCACACACACAAUGCAGUGUCACACUACAGGAUUCACUGACACCUGAAGCCUAACUAUUACCUAUACACUUGCACUGUGAUUCUCUAUGGAAUAAAGACUUAGUUAUAUUUUA